AAUAUACAAGAAAAACAAAAGCGCCGAAAGAGAAAGUGAGAGAGAUGGAGUUGAAGAAGGUGGGAUUGGUGCUUUUCUUGUUAGGAUUCACAGCAACUACUGUGGAUGCUACUGGCUUCAACCCUAGUUCCCUCAUCACUCAGCUGCUCCCACAAAUCGAGGGUGAUUCUGAUGAUAACUAUGUCAAAUCCAACACCGAACCGUGCUGUGAUAACUGUCUUUGCACAAACUCAAUUCCUCCCAAAUGCCAAUGUACGGAUUGGGCAGAAGACUGCCACUCAGCUUGCAAAGGGUGUAUUUGUCAGAGGAUAUGGCCUCCUCGGUGUCGAUGUUUCGAUGAAACUGACACAUGCUAUGACAAAUGUACCAGCACCUCCCAAGAAACUGCCAAAGCUCAUGAUCGCUACAACUAAGCAAGCAUUUCUCUUGUGUGUGUAUGCAUGCAUGCAUGCCAAUAUAACUAUAGUAUAUAUUUAAAUAAGACAAUACUUGGCCAAGCAAUUUGUUUUUCUGCAAAUUGCUUGUCAUAGUGUUUGUUGUUUUAGUUUUAUUUUGUUUUUCUUUUAUCUUUCUAUGAAAUAUAGGGAGAUGUUGGGAGGUUUUUUCUUUUAUUUUUACCUUUAAAUGACUUCUGUGAUCUGAUGUAGUUGAUCAAUCUUAAUGGGAUAAGUUCCAAUAAUUUUAAAGA
Molecule: messenger RNA, 688 nt
Organism: Glycine soja
Lineage: Eukaryota; Viridiplantae; Streptophyta; Magnoliopsida; Fabales; Fabaceae
Product: Bowman-Birk type proteinase inhibitor-like
Exons: 1
Coding region: 45-413 (122 amino acids)
Cellular component (GO): extracellular region
Molecular function (GO): serine-type endopeptidase inhibitor activity
Source: RefSeq, a predicted model, not a curated record